This is a messenger RNA of Microtus ochrogaster (prairie vole), 2579 nucleotides long. RefSeq names its product neuropeptide FF receptor 2 (gene Npffr2). Gene Ontology annotation, molecular function: opioid receptor binding; neuropeptide receptor activity; peptide binding. The record is from RefSeq and is a predicted model, not a curated record. Gene Ontology annotation, biological process: cellular response to hormone stimulus; regulation of adenylate cyclase activity; regulation of MAPK cascade. Gene Ontology annotation, cellular component: plasma membrane. Lineage: Eukaryota; Metazoa; Chordata; Mammalia; Rodentia; Cricetidae.
UGGAACAAAAGCAAGAGUGCAGAGUGCAGAGACCGCCGCCCACUGCAGCGAGCCUGGAGACCCAGGGGAGGUGGCCAACCAGUCCCCCCUAGGCUAGAUGGUAGAGCAGGAAGCCGGCGCCCCAGACAGAACCUGUUGCUCAGCCAGGCUUGGCUUCUUCUUUCAACGCGGCUGGGACUCUUUGCCUGAGCAGGUCCACCAUGAGCAAGAAAUGGGACUUCAACUCCUCAGAAAACUGGAAUCACACCUGGAGCAGCAAUGACACACAGCAUUAUUGGUACUCUGAUAUCAACAUCACCUAUGUCAACUAUUAUCUUCACCAGCCUCAAGUGGCAGCAAUCUUUAUUAGUUCCUACUUACUGAUCUUUUUCCUGUGCAUGGUGGGAAACACUGUAGUUUGCUUUAUUGUGAUAAGAAACAAACACAUGCACACUGUCACCAAUUUUUUCAUCUUAAACCUGGCAAUAAGUGAUUUACUGGUUGGAAUAUUCUGCAUGCCUAUCACAUUGCUGGAUAACAUCAUUGCAGGGUGGCCGUUUGGAAGCAGCAUGUGCAAGAUCAGUGGGCUGGUGCAGGGGAUAUCAGUUUCGGGUUCUGUCUUCACCUUGGUUGCCAUAGCUGUGGACAGAUUCCGGUGCGUUAUCUACCCCUUUAAGCCAAAGCUCACCAUCAAGACAGCCUUUGUCACUGUUGUGAUCAUCUGGGGCCUGGCCAUCAUCAUCAUGUCUCCGUCUGCAGUAAUGUUACACGUCCAAGAAGAAAAAUACUACCGUAUAAGACUCGGCUCCCACAAUGAAACCAGCACCGUCUACUGGUGUCGGGAGGAGUGGCCCAAACAGGAAAUGAGGAGGAUCUACACCACUGUGCUGUUUGCCACCAUCUACCUGGCUCCGCUCUCCCUCAUUGUUGUCAUGUAUGCAAGGAUUGGGGCUUCCCUCUUCAAGACUUCAGCACACGGCACAGGCAAGCAGCGCCAGGAGCCGUGGCAUGUGUCCAAGAAGAAGCAGAAGGUCAUUAAGAUGCUGUUGACUGUGGCUCUCCUUUUCAUCCUCUCCUGGCUGCCGCUAUGGACUCUGAUGAUGCUCUCAGAUUACGCUGACCUGUCUCCUAAUACACUGCGUGUCAUCAACAUCUAUGUCUACCCUUUUGCCCACUGGCUCGCCUUUUGCAACAGUAGCGUCAACCCCAUCAUUUAUGGUUUCUUUAAUGAGAAUUUUCGCAGUGGUUUCCAAGACGCACUCCAGAUCUGCCGAAAGAAAACAGCACCCCAGGAAGCCUACGUCCUGAGUGCUAAAAGCAACAUGGUCAUAAACACAUCUGGCCUGCUGGUCCAGGAACCCGCAUCUCAAAAUCCAGGUGGAAAACAUUUGAUGGGUGGAGAAAGGGCUGAAAAUCCCACACAGGAAUUCUUGAUGGAAGGAAUGGGAGAAGGUACUAAUAGUAGUGUAGUUUAGAAAGAGCACAGGGCCCCAGUGCUGCCCAGUCUGCCCAGUACAUGAACUAUUCAGUAACUUUCAUAUUUCCCCCAAAUUUUUCAAAGUCUGAUCAUUCCCAUCUUACCCUGCUUUGGUCUUGGCACUUUUAACUCUUUCUACAGCUGGCGAAAUUGUCUUUCUUAAGUAGAUAGUGAAUUUGUUCUCCAGUGUGAAAUGCUCCUGGAAGCUCCUUUAAACCAUGUACAAACCCCAGGCUAGCCAAGGCCAGCCCCAUAUCUGCUCUUUCUAUCUCUGACAAAAAUUAUUUUCUAAACUCUUAUGAAACUAAGAUGCUCUGCCUUGAUUGUUGGUGCUUUUUACUUACUAUUUUUUUUCUUUUUCAACUUUCUAUGUUACUAUUCUUUAACAUCUGUUCAAAAGAGUCUCCUCCAGAAGCCUGUCUACAUUCCUAGGGUAGAGAACUCCACCAUAAUUCCAGCAUGUCCAUCACAUACAGAUAAGAGGCUUUGCUUUUAAUGAACUGGAGCAACAGAGGGAAGGUUGGAGGACACUAAAACAUCGAAACAUUUGUACUAAGCAUUUGGAUUAUGGAAUCAUAGAAAACUGAACACCUGCUAGGGUAAGACUUUGGGCAGAUGUAUUUUCCAUAGCUACAUUUUCUCAUUUGCAAGACUAGAAUCAAGGUGGUUUUGUGCAUUUGCUAUUCUGUGAAUAUCACGUGAUGGGAGAGACAAACCUGUAAGAUGAAAAGCAGAGCAAUCAGCAUUUAGUGUGAGGAAACGACAUUUUGAUUGGGCUGUAGUUACAAUGACAGAAUAAAAUAAUAAUCUUAACACCAUGUAAAGCAAUUUUCAAAAUGUUCCUUAAGCCCCACAGAAGUACUCUGAAGUAUAUGCUAUCCCCAUUUUUUAAAGAGCAGAACCAAGUGCAUAGUGGCUGGUUUUCCCAAUUUUUUUAAUGCAUUAUCUUGAAUAUCUGUGGGAGGGUUAUGCACAUAGGUGACUGCAUGGAGACCAGAGCAGGGUGUCAAAUUCCCUGAAGUUUUAGUUAAUAUGUGCUUUUGAAUCACCUGAUGUGGGCGAUGGAAACCAAACGGGUUCACUGGAAGAAUAGCAAGUGUUCUUAACAGCCCGUGGACCUAAA